CCCAGCAGAGCUGGGGCUCUGCCUGCAGCCACCCCAGGCACAGCACAGAGGCACAGAGAGCUUCAAUCUGUCAGGACUGGGAAGAUGCUCAGAAGUGAGUGGGGCAGAAUCACUCCCAGCCCUUGACACAGGAAGCCUCUGGCUGCAGGACAAUGCACCUGCAGCUCCUGGAGAGAUCUCCUAAAGCUGGAACAUCCCAAUGCCUACAGACUCUAUCCCAAGGUCCAGCCACAACAAAUGUCCAACAGCAGCUCCAUCAGCCACUUCCUCCUGCUGCCAUGGGCAGAAACACAGCAGCUGCAGCUCCUGCACUUCUGCCUCUUCCUGGGCAUCUCCCUGGCUGCCCUCCUGGGCAACGGCCUCAUCAUCAGCGCCGUAGCCUGCGGCCACCACCUGCACACCCCCAUGUUCUUCUUCCUGCUCAACCUGGCCCUCACUGACCUGGGCUGCAUCUGCACCACUGUGCCCAAAGCCAUGCACAAUUCCCUCUGGGACACCAGGAACAUCUCCUACGCUGGAUGUGCUGCACAGAUCUUCAGGGCUGUGCUGAGGAUCCCCUGUGAGCAGGGACGGCACAAAGCCUUUUCCACCUGCCUCCCUCACCUGGCUGUGCUCUCCCUCUUCAGCAGCACUUCGUCACUUGCCUAUCUGAAGCCGAAAUCCAUCUCCUCCCCAUCCCUGGAUCUGUCCCUGUCAAUUCUGUACUCAGUGGUGCCUCCAGCCCUGAACCCCCUCAUCUACAGCCUGAGGAAUCAGGAGAUCAAGGCUGCAGUGUGGAGACUGGUGACAGGAAAAUUUCAAAAACAUUAAACUGCUGGCUAAUUUCUGUAAAUCACUUUUAAUAC
Messenger RNA from Oenanthe melanoleuca, 845 nucleotides. Its product is annotated as olfactory receptor 14A16-like. Lineage: Eukaryota; Metazoa; Chordata; Aves; Passeriformes; Muscicapidae. Gene Ontology annotation, biological process: G protein-coupled receptor signaling pathway. The transcript is spliced from 3 exons. The coding region runs from base 238 to 810 and encodes 190 amino acids. The record is from RefSeq and is a predicted model, not a curated record. Gene Ontology annotation, molecular function: G protein-coupled receptor activity; olfactory receptor activity. Gene Ontology annotation, cellular component: membrane.